Haemonchus placei is the source of this 459-nucleotide messenger RNA. NCBI's taxonomy places the organism in Eukaryota, Metazoa, Nematoda, Chromadorea, Rhabditida, Trichostrongylidae. The record is from the annotation of a GenBank genome assembly.
GCAGCUGGAGUUAUGAAUUUCACGAAAGGUCUGCCAACAUCGUUAGCUAUGGGAAGUGAACAGCAGUGGGACAAGGAAAAUGCAUGGCCGCCAAUGAUUCACAUGGUCAUUGAGGGCUUCCGUACAACUGGAGAGCCAGAUCUCAUGAAGGGAGCUUUUAUUCUCAUUGAUAACAAUCGUUUUUAUGUUGCCGAAAAAAUGGCUACGUCAUGGCUUUCGGUUACCUAUCAAGCAUUUAUUCGAACGCACGCUAUGUUUGAGAAGUACAAUGUGACAACGCUGACAGAAGAAAUGUCUGCCGGAGGUGGUGGAGAGUAUGAAGUUCAGACAGGAUUUGGCUGGACGAAUGGCGUUAUACUGGACUUGCUCGACAAAUACGGUGAUAAAAUGAAGGAUUCGUCGUCCAUGCCUCGUCUGGUCACAUUAUGUGUAUUAAUAGUAUUCUUCUCUCUCGAAUAG